Molecule: messenger RNA, 3829 nt
Organism: Mytilus trossulus (common blue mussel)
Lineage: Eukaryota; Metazoa; Mollusca; Bivalvia; Mytilida; Mytilidae
Exons: 3
Coding region: 45-926 (293 amino acids)
Source: RefSeq, a predicted model, not a curated record
GUGGAAUGAGGAGUUGCAAUGAAUUGUAGAAACAUUUAAGGAUAAUGAUUAGUUUUUUAAUUUUUCUUAUUUUUGGAUAUUUCGGGUGUAUAUUUUGUGAAGAUAUCUAUUUAACAACGAAUGGAACUUACGAAUACACAGUUUUAGAGAACCUAGAACCGUUUUCUUAUAUUUGUGGAGAAAUGAAUUUCCAGAUUCGAGGUAAAAAAAAUGCUUUCAUUGCAUUACUCUCUGGAAAUGACGAUUCAGAGCCUCUAUAUGAAAUAGCAUUUGGAAUAAAGGAUCUGUGUUCAACAAUCAGAAAGGAGAAAGGUGAGCUAAACACCACAUGCCCUCCCAGUGGUCUUGAGGUCUUCAAUUAUUUAGGAGGAACUACAAAUGUAUUCAAAAACUUUACGAUCAGGUGGAACAAUGGCACUAUAUACGCCAAAACACCAUUUAAAUCUAUGACUUUGAAUGACGAUUCUCCUUUACCUGUAAAGAAAAUUGCAGUUACAACAGCAGGUGACGUAUCUGCAGAUUGGCACUUCAACACAGAAGUUUCAAUUCCAGACGGAUGCAAUAUUCCAGUUCAACAAACAACUACCACAGUUGGCGAUAGUACUCAAGAAAACCAAGUCUGCAUGUGUCCAUGUUCGCGGGUCCCGAAUAGUAAAUGGCUCUAUCUUAAAAACUUAAAUCUUACAUUGGAUGAAAUACGAGUGAUUCUUACUGAUGAACUUGAAAAUUUGCGAAAAAAUUUAACAAUCGAUAAGACCAACACAUCAGCAUAUUUACGUACAAAAAUAUCUGCACCAGAUAAUCGUCCUUCUGCAAAAUCGAUUGGUUCAGUCGGCGUACUAUUUCUGGUCACAAUCGUCGUUUUAAUUUUCGGGUCUGAUAUUAUUAAUUUGUUCAAAGCAGCACAACAAAUUUAUAAACGCUGAAUCAAUCAAAAAUAUUGUUGUAAAAUAUCAAUGUGCAGUUUUACUUGGAAAGGCUGAAAUUACCUUGAAUUGACAUCUGCUAAGCAUGUUCAUGCACAAAAUUAACAUGCUGCUAGAUUACUACAAUUCGUACAUAUAUCAUCUGCACUAUUUACCCCGAUCUUUAACAGAAGUACGGUGCUAUUUUCUUUAAAUCAAGUUCUUGACUGCGAAAUAAUAAUAAAAUAUGACAAACGUUUCCCCCAUUUCAAUGCAAAAAGAGAUCUUAGUUAUCUGCAUUUUUGUCAAUUUAUUUUUUCCUACUAAAACUUCUUUGGUAUUGUCAACUUUAAUAUCACAACAACACCUUUUUCUUUACGUCUUUUUUAAUUUUAGAUCCAUUUGAAUGUUUCGUUUCAGUAUUUUAGUCGUUGAGUUGUAUGUAUGUAAUGCACGUUUACACAAUUUUGGCUACUGGAUCCCAAUUACUGUCAAAUCAACCAAUUACGUCUGUUUGGGUUACCCACUCAAUAUAACGGAACUAUGAAUAACUGCCAUAGAAGUGGGAGACUAUACCAAGUCAGAAAUAUGACAGUGAUUGUUUUCUAUUUCCGUGGUUGAUGACGUUUAUUUUUUUUAGUUUUUAAGAAGUUAUGUAAUUUUGUUUUUACUUUUCUACCUUUUUUUAAUAUUGUUGUCAUUUCGACACGUACAGGUCAAUAUACAAAGAUAGACAGGUGUCAAUAAAUAGUAUCAAUUUCUUAAUCGCCCCCUAUUUGUUUUGCAAAAGUUGAAACUUCGCAGUUUGAUCAUUGUAAAUGCAAUAACUAAUCAUUUCGGACCAAAACAAAACUGUUAAAAAGACAUUCAAGUAAAUGAUUUAUUUUUCAAAGACAAAACCUUAUUUUAUUUCAUGCGAGACACAAUUAAAAAGUAUAUAAAUAACACAUAGAUGAGAGUGUGAUAGAGCAGAUUGGUACCCCGAGAAAACAUUGUCAACCGCGGCGAAUGCUUUUUCGAGGGGUACCAAUCUGCUCUAUCACCCUCUCAGCUAUGUGUUAUUUAAUUUAUUAUACUGAAUAUUAUAUCAUUAUUGUCUUUUACAGAUUAAUUUUAUUUUAAAAGUAUUUUUCUAUGACGUCACGUACAUAACAACGUUAUGGGUAUUCGAAAAAACAACAAAAUUAAGCAAGUUUUUUUAAUUUUUUUAUUUUGACAGUUAAAUAAUAAAAUCUGAGCCAAAAUGUAAAACUUAAGCACUGUAUUCAAUAACUUGAUGUAAAUUCAAUUCAUUGUCUUUUAAAUUGUCGAUUUUGAUUGGUCUGGACGAGAGGGUAACAUUGAAAAAAAUUGUCACCCUCUCAGCUAUGUGAUAGAGUAAAUUAACACCCUCGUAUAAGCCAAUCAAAAUAUUGCAUUUUAACGUGAAGUAUAAUAAUAUUAAUUAUCAUAUCACCUGCUUAUGGCAAUUGAUAUUAUACUUUGAUUGCAGUAUAAUAACAUUCAAUUAACUUGGCCACACGUGUAACUAAAUAUUGUCUUAUCGUUUGUGCACUCUAUCCGUUUAGCUAAUGUUGCUACAAGGCAGCCCUCUCACCCGCAAAGUGGAAAGGGGUUAAUAUAAGUUGCAAUACAUGUUUCCCAAUCCACUAUAAAUAAAUUUAUUUAAACUAAACUAUCCGUUUGGCGCAACCAAAAUAAAGUAAAGCAAAAUGCUUAGAACAUUUAAUGACAUCAAAACAAAAACACAGCAAGCUGUGGUAUCUUUUGUUUUAAGUUGAAGAGUAUUGCGAGCUUGCUAGUCAAAUUAUUGCAGUGUCUAUCGUACUUGUCUUUACUCAAAUUAAGGAUACGUCACAGAUACGAUUUAAAAAAUGAGAUAACAAUCAAACAAAUUUAAUGCAACAGACUCACUUGAAGUUUUGCAAAAGGACACGGCAAGUUAGCAACACUACGCAUGGUUUAUGAAGGAAUUGGAAGAUUUCCUCUGGAGGUAAAGGUGAAAGUUAGAUUGAUUUUAUAUAUUGUUAAACUGUGAAUAAUGCAUCAAAACUUUGUUCUUUAUUGUAUAGAUUUAUGCUUUAAAGCCAAUUACAUAACUAAACCUUAAAUGGGAUAAUUCUGUACUGGCAUUGAAUUAUAAUCAAAUGGGCUACUCUUGUAAAUUGUUCAUACUUUAUAAUCAGAGAGUUAAAACGUGGUAUACUGAUAUAAAAGUUUGAUGACAUGGACGAUUUAAAUUGAUGUCGAAAUAAAAUUCUUUAGAAAGCUUCCUUACCUUCAUAUAUAAUUUAGGCAUUGGAUCACAUAUUUUAAGGAAAUUCACAUGUUUGUCUCCCAUACGAAAUUUGAAGAAGAUAAAAUUUACCGAAAUAGAGGAGUUCGCUUCUCGUUUUUUAAAUAUAUUUUUUUUUAAACACUAGUUUAUAUUGAUAGGGGAUAAAUAAAGGAAUUAAAAGAGAAAACAAAAUAUAUAUGUCAAUGUGCUUGUUUUGGAGAUAUUAGCCAUUGAAAUUUUGGCGGGAAAAUGUUCUCUCAUGACUUUUCGUAGCUUUAUCACUGACAAGUUUAAGUUCUCAAAAAGAAUUAAAAUUUUAUAGGACUUUUACAGAUGGCUUAUCAUUAAACAUGUAACAGAUUUAUGAAAAGAAAUAGGGGGUCAAUGGACAAUUUGUUAAAGGUUUUCAAAUGGAUAAAACUAGAGGAUUCUGAAAAUCUGACAAAAAUUCGAAAACAUUACAAGCAAACAUCCUUAAAGUUUUAUUGUUUACCUACCUACGUUACAGUGAAUCCUAAUAAAAGGGACUGCUUUCAAUAUAUAGUGAACACCUGUGUAUGCAAUUUUCUGUGUUUAUCAAAAAUGUUAACAAGUGUUGAAAUGUUUUUAUAUGUAAUUGUUAUUUCCACAUUUAUGAAUUUAUUGA